Messenger RNA from Trichomycterus rosablanca, 823 nucleotides. Its product is annotated as serine/arginine-rich splicing factor 7-like. The record is from RefSeq and is a predicted model, not a curated record. Gene Ontology annotation, molecular function: zinc ion binding; RNA binding. Gene Ontology annotation, biological process: positive regulation of mRNA splicing, via spliceosome. The coding region runs from base 25 to 744 and encodes 239 amino acids. Lineage: Eukaryota; Metazoa; Chordata; Actinopteri; Siluriformes; Trichomycteridae. Gene Ontology annotation, cellular component: spliceosomal complex. The transcript is spliced from 9 exons.
GUAGCGCGUUCCGUGUUGUGUGAGAUGUCCAGAUACGGACGGCACGGAGGAGAGGCUAAAGUUUAUGUGGGGAACCUUGGCACUGGUGCAGGUAAAGGUGAGCUUGAGCGGGCUUUCGGAUAUUACGGGCCGUUAAGAACUGUGUGGAUUGCUAGAAACCCUCCAGGCUUUGGGUUUGUGGAGUUUGAGGAUCCCAGAGACGCAGAGGAUGCCGUUCGGGGCCUCGAUGGCAAAGUGAUCUGUGGAACUCGUGUACGUGUGGAAUUAUCAACAGGAAUGCCGCGCCGCUCCCGCUACGAACGGCCGCUUGCCCGCCGCCCCUUUGAUCCUAAUGAUCGUUGCUAUGAGUGCGGUGAGAAGGGCCACUAUGCUUACGACUGUCAUCGCUACAGCCGCCGUAGACACAGCAGGUCUCGUUCUCACUCGCGCUCUCGUGGGAGGAGAUAUUCUCGUUCCUAUUCUCGGAGCAGAAGCAGGGGCAGGAGGUCGAGGUCAUACUCUCCUCGCCGCUCCAGAUCUGGGUCAAGAAGAUCUAGAUCUCGUGCUCCGAGAAGAUCCAGGUCUCGAUCAAGGUCCAGAUCUCGCUCUGACUCACAUGCAAAGAGCAGAUCGGGCUCUGCUGGGAGGUCCAGGUCUGAUUCUGCUCCCCGGAGCCGUUCCAAAUCUAAAGCUUCACCUCAAAAACAAAGUCGCACCUCCUCUCGAAGUCCCCGCAGAAGCCAGAGCCCAGAACGAGACGACUGAGCCUGUUGACUAGUUUGAUCGUCCUCUUUGUCUGUUUCAUUUUAAUGAUCACCUCAGUUUAAAAUUGAAUGUUUCUUUU